This is a messenger RNA of Odobenus rosmarus divergens (Pacific walrus), 768 nucleotides long. It is a transcript of the gene RAB19, whose product is annotated as RAB19, member RAS oncogene family. The record is from RefSeq and is a predicted model, not a curated record. Bases 51 to 704 code for a protein of 217 amino acids. Gene Ontology annotation, molecular function: GTP binding; GTPase activity. Gene Ontology annotation, cellular component: trans-Golgi network. The transcript is spliced from 3 exons. Lineage: Eukaryota; Metazoa; Chordata; Mammalia; Carnivora; Odobenidae.
UGCUGGGGUCCUUCUUUUCUUCCUAGGUCCAUUCUAGGUGGCAAGGAGCCAUGCAAUUCUCCAGCUCAUCCAGGGCAGCAGACGAGAAUUUUGACUAUUUGUUCAAGAUUAUCCUCAUUGGGGAUUCCAAUGUGGGGAAGACGUGUGUGGUACAGCAUUUCAAAUCUGGGGUCUACACAGAGACACAGCAGAACACGAUUGGGGUGGACUUCACUGUGCGCUCCCUUGAGAUCGAUGGCAAGAAAGUGAAGAUGCAAGUGUGGGACACGGCGGGCCAGGAGCGGUUCCGGACCAUCACUCAGAGCUACUACCGCAGUGCCCACGCCGCCAUCAUUGCCUACGACCUCACCCGACGGUCCACCUUCGAGUCUGUUCCUCACUGGAUCCACGAGAUAGAAAAAUACGGAGCGGCGAACUUGGUCAUUAUGCUGAUUGGGAACAAAUGUGACCUGUGGGAAAAACGGAAUGUCCUGUUUGAGGAUGCCUGCACACUGGCUGAGAAGUACGGCCUCCUUGCUGUUUUAGAAACGUCUGCCAAGGAGUCUAAGAACAUAGACGAGGUCUUCAUGCUGAUGGCCAGGGAGCUGAUCACCCGCAACAGCCUGCACUUAUUUGGGGAGAGCACCCUGAACAGCCUGGCCCCGGAUUCUAGGCCAGUCCUUGUGGCCCAGGGUCCGAAGGAGAAGACCCACUGCAUGUGCUGAAGACGUUCACGAGGCCAGUUGCAGCCACCGGAUGCUGCGUCUGAUGCUGAAGGUAGCGGGAUAC